Molecule: messenger RNA, 981 nt
Organism: Penicillium bovifimosum
Lineage: Eukaryota; Fungi; Ascomycota; Eurotiomycetes; Eurotiales; Aspergillaceae
Product: putative glycosyl hydrolase
Exons: 1
Coding region: 1-981 (326 amino acids)
Biological process (GO): carbohydrate metabolic process; peptidoglycan turnover
Molecular function (GO): hydrolase activity, hydrolyzing O-glycosyl compounds
Source: RefSeq, a predicted model, not a curated record
AUGUCAUCUUCUCAUACGCCGGCCUCGAGCCCCCCCUCCCAACUCCUCGACCUAAUCACAGAAGGCAAAGUCGGCGGCGUUAUCCUCUUCGGCGAAAAUGUCGACGACAACCUCACAAGCGUCGUCAACGUCCUGCAAACAACGUACAAGCAAAGCCCUCACUACUCCGGCAGUCCCCUCUUCAUCAUGACCGACCAAGAAGGCGGCAACGUCCGCCGCUUACCCGGCGGACCAGAGCAAAGCGCCAAGCAAGUGGGCCAAUCUGCGGACCCGCAAGCCGCAGCAACGCAAAUGGGCAUCGACGCCGCAACAGUCAUGACAACCUACAAGAACAACGUGAACCUCGCACCCGUACUCGACGUCUACCGCGAGGAAGGCGACUUCGCCGACAAGCCCGGGCGAUCAUUCAGCAACUCGUCCACGCUCGUCGGGACGUGCGCCUCAGCAUUCAUCACCGCACAGCAGUCAGCGAACGUGGUCGCGGCGGCCAAGCACUUCCCCGGUCUCGGUGCGGCGGGUGCAAGCGAGAAUACGGAUCUGCAGCCCGUGACUAUUGAUUUGACACUUGAGGAACUGCGGAAGAUCGAUAUGGCGCCGUAUACCAAGGCUAUUGCUGCAGAUGUGGAUAUGGUCAUGACGUCUUGGGCUCUUUAUCCUGCUUUGGAUGCGGAUUAUCCGGCUGGAUUGAGCAAGACGAUUAUUCAGAAUGAGUUGCGGGACAGACUUGGGUUCAAGGGUGUUACUAUCACUGAUGCUAUUGAGGCUGGAGCUCUGACUGAUUUCGGUGAUUAUGCUAAUCGGGGCUUGUUGGCUGCGCAGGCUGGUGUGGAUAUCUUGCUUGCUGCUGCAAGGGAUUAUACUCAGGGAGAGGAUGUUUAUAAUGCUCUUCUUGCUGCGUUGGAGGAUGGGUCUCUGGAUAAGGAUGCGUUCUCUGCUGCGACGGAGAGAAUUUUGGAGGUUCGGAAUAAGCUUACGUCCUAG